Blepharisma stoltei is the source of this 2516-nucleotide messenger RNA. Lineage: Eukaryota; Ciliophora; Heterotrichea; Heterotrichida; Blepharismidae. The record is from the annotation of a GenBank genome assembly.
AUGAUCCAAUCCAUAUUUGAGAACGAAGACAGUCAGGCCUGUGAUAAGAAUAAAUUUUGGAUGAAUUGUGAUAGCAUCCCAUCCUCUCCAUUAUAUGAAGGAAUUCUUAUUGAGCGUACCAAAAAAGGCCUGGUCUCAAAUCUAUACAUAUUAUCAGGUUCAGCGUUAUUUAAGGCUAACCCAGAAACGUUUAUUGUGACCAAAGUCACAAUUUUGAAGUGAAAAAUAAUUCAAAUUUUGGUCGAUGGAAGUGAAAAGGACAAGAAUUACGGCUUCAGAAUAGGCCAUUUAGGGCUUUAUCGAGAUUUUUAUGCCCAAAAUCAAGACGACUUAAACAACUGGAUAGCACAGCUGUCUAGUAUAGGAAUUAUGACUGAAAUUGAAAAUGACUAUUGCAUAUUAGAAGAAAUUGGUAAAGGGUCGUUUUCAACAGUUCAACUGGCAGUCGAAAAAGUGACUUCAAAAAAGUUUGCCAUAAAGUGCACAAGGAAAUCAGAUUUAGGAAAAAGAAAAUAUGGCUUUGAAUAUAUGAGAAAUGAGAUCGACAUCAUGAGGAAGUUAGAUCAUCCAAACAUUCUUAAGCUAAUCAAAGUUUAUGAAGACCAAAAUUCUGUCUUUUUAGUUUUUGACUAUAUUGAAGGCGGCGAUUUACGAAGAAAAAUAAGCUUGAAGAAAAAAUUUGAAGAAUGUGAAGCAAAGCGAUUAAUUCAAAAAUUGCUGACUCCCAAGCGAACAAAAAAAAUUAUUUAGCUUAAUUUUUUUUAAAAUGCAGGGUGUUAAAAAUUCAACAGAAUUAGAUAGAGAUUUCAUUAUACUAAUUACCACUUAUAUGUCAAAAUUUUUUUCAUAAAAUUUUUGUUCGCUUACUAACUCACCCCCCUCAUCCUUGAUCGAACGACUAGCCAUCGUUCGAUCAAGGAUGGGGAUUAAAAAAAAAUUUUUUGGGAAAAAAUUUUUAUAUAUAAAAUAAAAAAAUAUAUAUAUAUUUAUUUUUUAUUUACUUUUAAAUAAGAGGGUUAAGAGUAUUUAAUAAUUAUUUUUACAGCAAAAAAUUGAAUUAUUUUCAUAAAAAUACCAAUUUUUAAUAUUUUGAUUUUUUGGUUACCCCUUUAAACUGUAUAAAUUUUAAUUUGUUCCUUAUUAAAUUAAAUUUUUUUUUUUAAAAUUUUAAAGAAUCUCUAUUUUAUUAUAUUAUUGAGUUUUUAAGCCUAGGUUUAUGACUAAAUCACUUCAGAUGGUUGAUUACAAAGCUCCUUGUCGUCUCAAAGUCUCUGAAAGCAACUUCAUUAUGUACAUCUUCCCAGGCUUUUGAUAACUAAUAUAUUUUAUAUAUAUAAAAAUUUGCAUGAUAUGAAAUCGUUCGAUCAAGGAUGGGGGUUAUUUCCCCAAUUUUUAGGUAUUUUUACAGUCAAUCGUUCGGUCAAGGAUGGGGGGGGAGUAAGGUGUGUUUUUGGGUAAAAAAGGGAUUUUACAACGGUUUUGUUCGAUCACGGAGGGGGGUGAGAGUUAUCGAGUAUCAUGAGUCUUUGAACAUCACUCAUCGGGAUAUUAAACUAGAAAAUAUCCUUAUUGUAGACAGGGAGGAAGAUAUAGACUUUAAACUAGCUGACUUUGGCUUGGCAAUUGAAGCUUGUGGGGAGAUAAAAGGAAGCUGUGGAUCACUGGGAUAUGCAGCUCCUGAAGUUUUGAGAGGAAAAAUAUAUAAUUCAAAGAUAGACGUUUUUAGCGCUGGAAUAAUCCUCUAUAUGCUACUUUCCGGCCGUGCACCUUUUCCGGGCAAAACAACCAAUGAAGUAUUUUUAAAAAACCGAGAAUGCAAUAUAAAAUUCAAAGGAAAAAGGUGGUCAGAAAUCUCCUCACUCCCCUCCAUGAGCUAACAAAAUUUUCACAAAAGGUUAAUUUUUUUUUAAGAAAUUAUUUAUGAAUUUUAUAGUAAAAUAAUAUUUUUUAAAAUUUAAAAAAUCCAAUUCGCAAAAUUUGGAAAGCAAAUAUUUAUUUAAUUUGUAAAAUUUAUAUUUUAAAAUGCAAUUUGUUUUAAAUUAAACAGAAUUAGUUAAAGAUUUUAUAUUCUAAUUAUCAUUUAUAUAUAACAUUUUGUCAUAAAAAAAAUUUUUUUAUUAAAAUCGUUUUUUAUUUGCUCACGAAGGGUGGGAUUUUGGGCAAAAAAUAGGGGUUUUCCAAAUGGUUUUGUUCGCUCACGGAGUGGGGAGUCAGAAGCUAUUAAUUUCAUAAGAAAAAUAACUUCAUAUGACCCAGACCUAAGGCCAAGUGCAAAAACUGCCCUUCAAGACGAGUGGUUUGAAAGUGGAAAAGAUCAAAAUGAAAACGAAAAAUAUGAUAAAGAUUUUUCAGACAGACUAAAUAGGCUACAGAUAAAUCAAUGCUUUACAGAAAAUGCCAAAGAAAACUCUGGAAAUAUUUUGAUGAAAAUAAAUCAAGAAUAUUCUCCAGCUAAGCAGCUUAUAAUAUUAUACAUAGUAAACUUUACAGCUGUAAAGGAACGAUUUAAAGAAUAA